GCUAGCCACAGGCGCUUUUCUCACCCAGUGUCAAACCUCAUCUUUUUCCCCUUUCCCUUCUCUUUCUCUCCUUCUCUUCCUUAUGUCGUCUCUCUCACUCUCUCGCGUCCUCUCCGCCCGUGCCCUGAUUGUCAGUAGUAGCCUGCUGUGCUUCUCUCCUUCUUCUCCUGUCCCAGCCAAUACGGCGUCAACCUUCCCUCCCUGAUGUCGAUUGCUUGGUCACACCGCGAUCCUCACUUCCUCCAACUCCCUCCUCCUUCCUUCAGCUCCCCAGGGCUAUAUAGUCCCUCGCCAGCCGUUGACGCUCCUUCCUAGGCUGCCCGGAUUGGCCGUCUGCCUUCUGCGUCGUUCUUAAUCGCCCGUAGAUCGCUCGCCCUGGCUACCUACCUAGGCCCUUCUCGACUAAAUACCAUCCAACUUUGUACCCGUUCCCUCGACUGCUCCGGCGCCUUUCUCCAUAAUGGCUGGCGUCAUGAACCCUGUGCUUCCAUCAUGGAAGGAUAAUUCGCAGAAUUAUUUCGGCAAAGUUCAGAUUGUAAUACCAUGGCGGUCCAUACAAAUGCUUCUCCCCCACCGCGUGCGCCGAAAACUUCGGUCAAAGCUACGAAGUCGCGUGUCUCCGUCCUCAUCGAUAACCUCCCUUAAUAGCUCCUUCUCGCCCCUCGACACGCUGAAGACUCUACAGGCUCAUCGGUGGAGCGUAUAUGAUGGACAAUAUCUCGUACUCCUCUUUGUUGGCAUCUUUUCUCUCUGCAUCAUUGAAUCGCCUGGACCCUUCGCCAAGACCCUGGUCGCCUUUGGGUUGAUAAUGUCUUUACUUUUCCCGAUCAGCUGCCAAUUCUUCCUACCAUUUCUCCCUAUUAUUGCUUGGCUAAUCUAUUUCUAUGCCUGCCAAUUUAUUCCAAGCGACUGGCGGCCGCCAAUAUGGGUGCGUGUGCUUCCAGCACUCGAAAAUAUCUUCUAUGGUGCCAAUCUCAGCAAUAUUCUUUCUGCCCGUCAGAAUACUUUCCUAGACAUAUUGGCAUGGGUUCCAUACGGCAUUAUGCACUACGCGGCUCCCGCUAUAUGCUCCAUUAUAAUAUUUAUCUUCGGACCCCCUGGAAUGACCCCAAUUUUCGCCCGCACAUUUGGAUUCAUGUGCAUUUCUGCCGUCACCAUACAAUUUUUAUUCCCGUGCUCACCUCCAUGGUACGAGAACCUAUAUGGACUAGCUCCUGCACAUUACGGAAUACCAGGGUCACCUGGUGGAUUGGCCCGGAUUGAUGAACUUUUCGGUAUCGAUAUAUAUACAUCUGGUUUUACGGCAUCGCCUGUGCCGUUUGGUGCCUUCCCUUCUCUGCAUGCCGGGAACGCGACCCUCGAGUCUCUAUUUUUGAGCCUUAUAUUUCCCAAGCUUCGACCCGCCUUUAUCAUGUAUACCGCCUGGCUGUGGUGGUCCACGAUGUAUCUUUCGCAUCAUUACGCAGUGGAUCUCAUUGGUGGCGGUUUCCUAGCUGCCGUUUCGUUUUACUUUGCCAAGUCCAAAUUCAUACCACGAGUCCAGCCUGAUAAGAUGUUCCGGUGGGACUAUGAUUAUGUGGAGGUUGGAGAAUCGCCAGUCGACCAUGGUUAUGACUUGGCGAACUUCCAUGGCGAUUUACACAUCGAUUCCGAUGAAUGGACCGUAGGAUCGUCUUCCUCCAUAUCUUCCGGAUCUCUUAGCCCUGUGGAUGAAGCUCAAUCCCUCUGGGAUGGCGAGACCUUGGGUGCCAACUCAGACCUCGAAGCAGGUCGCUAAUAUUUAAAAUCACAUUCCGAUGAUCCUCUUCCUCGAAAAAAACCCACCAAUACUUGGCAACGCCCCCCUGUCGAGAACACAACAGCAUUUUGAAGUAAUAGCGGAUUUAUAUUAAUGACUCACGGCAUAUUCUGGAGCCCUCCUGUUAUUUCUGCUUUGAGCGACUUACUUUUCGAAAGACAUACUUAACUUUAAUGAUUUUGGAUACCUCUUUUCCUUCUUAUCUUCGCUUCUCAACAGCACCUCCAUGGAUUUUUACCAUCAGUCCUACUAUGAUCACCCCUCGGAUAAUUAGUUGCCCUUGUUUACCGGUCACAUGCUCAGCCAGCUGAACCAAUAGAUCGUCGGACCUAUAACGGAGAAUUUUUCGUUUCCCAAUAAAUAUGCCCCUGGUCCUUUUUGGUCAUAGCAUUUUUAGGGUCCUCGCUUUUCGGGUAUCAUUAUCUAGCACCCAGGCACGAUUCUCCUCUCACGCGCACGAUCUGCGGUUCACCUUCCACCAUGUCCCCUGAAGGAAAUCGGAUCCUUCAAACAGACUGUGGUAUAACUCGGAAGACCGUCACGUUGGAUUUGGCGGAGGCUGUUUUUUUUUUUCUCUCCGUGAUUGUCAUUUUCCUGCAAGGGCGCUUUGAAAUUGUCCGACUAGGACAUCCACGGAAGUAAAAAUAAUCGUUAUGGCGCGAACCAUUUUUUUUUUUUUUCAACCUUGCAUUACGUUCGUUACGCUCAUGGAUGGGUGUUGGACUUGUGUGUACUGUACAAACUAGAGUCGGUAUGGCGGCGGGGGAUGCGGAUAUGCGGACAAAGAAGAGAGGGCUUAUUAUAGCUCAUUGAAAUUUUUCCGCAAUUUAUUUUUUUAUUUCCCCUUAAUCCCUAGUUAUUUUUCCUUCCAUUCGUUUUUCUUCUUUUCGAUCGUUUGCAUCAACCAUGAGCAUAUAGAGAUUGUUUUAAACCUGUUAAAGUUUUUCUGCCUUUUUUUUUUUUUUUUUUUCUAGUUGAGGUGGCACUUGAUUUUGCAUUUGACGGGGUUCCGCCUUCACCUCAUGGGAUAUACAUUCGUUUGUUGUUUGCUUAUUAUGCGAGCUAGCACCGCCCUACUCCCAUUUCCCAUUCCAUGCAAGGCUAUUAUUGUUUUCGGCAAAUUCCCCGUACCAGCCGAGCAAGAUACUCUUGUACAUGCCCUUAUCUUUUCUCCUCCACUGUGGUUGUGAUGACGAGCAGGUUGGCAAUGGGCGAUAAAUGUGCAAUGGGCAGUGAGCGGGCAGUUGAGCGGGUGUUUGUUAUUUUUGCGGGUGCCUCCUAUUCUUCACGUUUGUCAUGUUUCGCGUGGAGCAAAACACUCGGAUCAAGCAAGAUGUAAUUUCUUUUUCUCCUUUUUGCUGCAAUGAAGAGCAAGCUAGGCCGGAAGGGCUUUAUAUGAAUAUGACGGGGUGUGUGGCGCUUUGAGGGAGACGGCCACACCACACCACACAAAAGCUAGCAGAAAUCAGGAGAAAGGGGAGUUUUUUUUUUUUUUUUUUUCUUUUUAAGGUGCGACUACGCAGCGUAUGUGCUGAUGACGAUGAUGAACAAAUUUUUCUUCUUUGCUUGUUUUAUUUUCCGUGGUUUUCUUUUUUCUCUCCGUUUCCUCGUCGCUGCUGUUGGUCGGGUCGGGGAUUCUUAUUUCCACACGGAUAUUGACAUAUCAUAUAAUUUAACCAAUUAAUAAUGACGUCCAUUAUUUCUUCUCCUAACCACCACCAACCAUCCCUUCCUUCUCUUCCAUCGUGUCGUAAGAGGGGGGUUGGAUGCCUUCGAAAAUCUGUACCGCGAGCAGAUUUGGUCAGGACCGUCUGCCAGCAUAUUCUGAGGUUGCUUUGCUUCCGCUUUUGCUCAAAGUGACGCCCCGCUAUUCGUAUGGAUGGAUAUCUUAUAUUUGGCCAAAUCAUACCCUAUCCAUACAUAGUACGAGCGGACGUCUACCGCUGCGGAGAGACAAGUGGGGGCUUAUUCAACAAUGUCUGGCAUUCAAAUUUAGAUGGAUGAACAAUGCGGGCCAUGAUACUACUACUACUACUACUACUACUACCAUCCUCUUCUCGCGUUGAAAAGCAAUGCAUCCUCAGUGUUGGAAAGGGGCUCAGGAUGCAGUACAUCCAACAUUCUGUCAGAUCAUUAACAUUGACACACAAUUGAGAAGUGCCUCCAUUUCAACGUAACAACAUGUUGAUAUUCUGCUGAUCUAGUCUGUUAUAGUAUUACUGAUGUGAAGUGAGCUCAGUGAAGAUCUAUCUAUACAACACUAUAAUAUUAACAUAUUCUUCUUACUUUUACUG
Molecule: messenger RNA, 4092 nt
Organism: Blastomyces dermatitidis ER-3
Lineage: Eukaryota; Fungi; Ascomycota; Eurotiomycetes; Onygenales; Ajellomycetaceae
Product: aureobasidin resistance protein Aur1
Exons: 2
Coding region: 461-1777 (438 amino acids)
Biological process (GO): sphingolipid biosynthetic process; inositol phosphoceramide metabolic process
Cellular component (GO): inositol phosphoceramide synthase complex
Molecular function (GO): inositol phosphoceramide synthase activity
Source: RefSeq, a predicted model, not a curated record